CGUAAUAAGUGUUAUACGAUAUUGUUGAUUAGUUGUUGGUCCAUGUCAUGACACCCACCACCCGAUUCGUCGGGUGAGAUGCCUGCGGAGGAGGCUAAUAUCCACUGAGCUAUAAUGAUAAUAUCUAAUCUGUGGCCAAGGUGAGCCGCGGUUGCCAAGGAAACGUAAACAAACGAAGUCCAGCGGGUACGCAAACUGGGCAUGCGUCGUUUAAAUUUUAGCAAAUUAGAAAAUUUUUGCAAAGUUUUGGGAGAAAAGUGCUUAGAAAUUUCGCUAUAAAACACACAAUUUUGGACGAAAAUGUCUUACAGAGAUUUGAGAAGUAAGUUUAUGCCUUGUUUUAACUUAUUAUUGUUUUAAUUUUGUCUUUUGAAGCUUGUUUAGGUGUAUAUAUCGUGCCACAAUUGGCAAGCACUGAUAAUUAUUGUACAGUCCGAAAUAUACUGUAUUUUGUCUCGUAUUUUGUACAAUAUAUAAACAAUAUAUCUCGUAUUAUUUUUCAGUCAUGUAUUUGUGUUAUGUAUACUAUAAUAUAUAAUAGUAUACAUAAGAUUAUAAAUAGCUUUCUUGUAGGUUUGCCUUGGAAUAACUGAUAAUUAUUUAAGGGGGCAUGUCAAAUUGAUAUAAACUCGAACGGUUUUUGCCAGUGUGGGUGGUGACAUUAGAGAGUUUAAGUUCGACUUCCGAUAAUAACACCAGAGAGCUAUGUAUUGAGAGGGAUUCAAGUAUUCAACAAGUGAACCUAAAAAAUACAAGCAAAACUUCAAUGUUUCAAGCAAAAGCCCUUUGUCGAGAAGUUAGUAGCAUGGAAGAUCAUAUGAAGGGCCUAUGCUUGAAAUUAACAUCGAAGUUCUGUUUAUAUUUUUUGUGAAAUGUAUGUACCUGAUAUAUUCAAGGGCAGGUAAAAAAUCCUGUUAAUUAAUUAAAUUAUUUGAGUUUUAGUCACAGAAAAUUUAUUUCACAUCUAUGACUAGAACUUACAAAGAUAGCGGACAACCUGCCAUUAAGGGUGAUGAAACCUAAUUGUCAACAGUCCCUAAAUAGAAUUAAUUUUGUCGAAAACACUAUGUCUAUUUAUUUUGUUCAAAUGUUUAGAUUUCACUGAAAUGAUGCGUGCGUUGGGUUACUCCAGGCUCAUUUCAAUGGAAAACUUCAGAUCUCCAAAUUUCUCCUUGGUUGCCGAAGUUUUAAUUUGGCUCGUGAAAAGGUAUGCUUGUGAAGCUUGCAGCUUGCAUCACAUCUUGCUUGCAUACAAACUCUCAGGGGUUCAUACACCAGAUUAUGUUCUUUACUGUGACCCUCAGAAUAACAAGAUUAAUGCAAGUGCAUGGUCAAUUACUGUGUAACUAGUACAUAUAUUUAAAUACCACCCUGAUUAAGCAGUAAGUACCCUUGACUAAGCCAGCUUUCAUGUGACUACAAAAAUGUCAACGGACGAUGACUCUUUGAAAGACGAACUGUCUCACAAAAUGUCUUUACUCAAUUAGAUAUGAUCCAAAUGCUGACUUACCAAGUGAUAUUGAUACAGAACAAGAUAGAGUUAUUUUUAUCAAAUCUGUUGCCCAGUUUAUGGUAACAAAAAAUUUUAUAUUAUUUUUAUUAAUAUAUAUUAUUGUAGGGUGAGGCCUGCAUUGCCUCACCCCCAUCAAAUUAACCUUAAAAAAUAUAUAAUAAUAGCCCCAAUGUUAUAAUAAUAACUGCCUGUGGAUAUGUGACCAUAUUUUCUGGCACAGCAGUUGCCAUAAUUGGUUUCAAAUCUGAUCUGAUUUUUGCUCCCAAUUUGAACCAGGCCACCAAAGCGCAUAUUAAACUCAACACAAAACGUUUAUACGGAGCUGAUGGAUAUGCGGUCAAAGAACUUUUGAAAGUCACAUCAGUUUUGUAUGAUGCCAUGAAAACAAAUGUCACAGAGGUAGGAAUUAAUGUCGGUGACAAAUACCUUGCAAAAACGUUGUUUAUAAACCCCCCCCUAGGCCCACCAUCUCCCUUGGCCCACCAUUCCCUUGGCCCACCACUCUCUUGGCCCAUCCCCCUUGGCCCAUCCCCCUUGGCCCCAUCCCCCUUGGCUCCAUCCCCCUUGGCCCCAUCCCUCUUGGCCCCAUCCCCCUUGGCCCCAUCCCAUGCACCUCUGUGUUCCCUCUGUCUGCUCUUUAGAUUAAAUUAAUGGAGUUAUUUUGAAUUUUGUUUCCUUUAUUAGGACUCGUCAGAAUCAAAUUUAAACCCUGUUUCAUUUGAUCUCUCAUCAAGGGUAUGUAGUUUUUAUUUACAAGCCAACUGUAUUUAAUUUAGUCCAAACUUUUGCUAUUCAAGUAAGUUGCAAGAACUGAGUGCACAAUUGUUACAGGAAAAUAUCUGAUAAACAAAAAAACUAUGAAAUUUUUCAGCAACAUACAUGCACUAGCUUAUUAAAAACCAGGAAUUUUCUUUUUUCAGAUCAGUGAUCUAAAGCAAUGCAGAACACUUGCAUCAGAAAUAACAUCAAAAGGAGCAAGUCUGUAUGACCUUCUGGGACGUGAAGUUGAUCUCAGGGUAAGAAUACUUUAGACUAAACUAAAAAAAAACCUGAAGUAAACUAGCUCGGUUUGUAAUGGAAACUAUCAGUGUUUUUUUUAAACCCAUUGAUGUACAAGGCUCUAACUCUCUUUGAGGAGUAAAGUAGUAGACCUUCAGGGACCUUAAUUUCUUGGGGAAGCAAGGUUUAAAAGCACAUAAUAUGCACUGAGCCACAGCGAUUUACACCUAUGCGAUUUACACCCAUUUUUUUCAGGAAAUGAGGUCUAUUGCUAUCUCCAAACCAUUGGAGUUGAAUGAAUUGGAAAGUGGAAUCAGCUCCAGCAUCGUUAAUGUGAAGGUAUGAAUGGACGUUGUAGCUUUUUGCAAAAUACUUUUUCCAUACCAUAGUCCGGAAUGCGGCAAAAACCACCUCGUAUGAAAUGGCACCUUCUUUGGUCUAGGAUGACAUAAAGAAAACGAACCACAUGCUUGAUAACAUCGCGUCGGACGAGGCGAAUCUCGAGGCGAAAAUUGAAAAGAAAAAAGCAGAGUUGGAAAGAAAUCAUAAGAGGUUGAAAAGCUUGGAAAGUGUUAGGUAAGCGACUGACUUACUACUAGUAGGGAAUACCAGGAAAAAGCACUUGCCCAAGGGACACUGUAUUGAAUUGUGAAGGAUGCGCUCGAAUUGAGCCAUCCUAUGACUUCUGUCUGAUCCGGCUAUAUUUUCCGCAUUUUACAACAUUUCGUAACCAAACUUUGCAAUUUUACUCAUUUUAGUAUGCUCUUUCUUUUGCCAAGAUAAAAACUAGUCUAUGAUGGGAAUUGUCUAUCGUAUGUGUUGACACUCUUUCCUUAAUUUUCCUUGUCUUUUUAGACCUGCUUUUAUGGAUGAGUAUGAAAAAUUAGAGGUCGAACUGAAGACAAUUUAUGAGGUAAAAUUAAUUUGGAUAAAAAGUUAAGGAGAUGGAACAAGAACUCAUAGUUUUAACCAAACAUAUGUACAUGAGAUGUUUUUCGUUAUUUAGGGAUACAUGGAGAAAUAUCGCAACCUUACUUAUCUUGAACAUCUGUUGGAAGAAGUUAACCGAACCGAACAGAAUAAAUUUGAGGUCAGUGUUUAUCACAAUUAGUGAGCUUAAAGUGGAAGUCAAGUCCGUUCUGCGCAUCGGUUCUGCUCAUAACAAUGUGAGGACCCUCUGAUGUAAACAUUGCCCAAAUUUCGAAUGUUUCGAAUUUUUCUGAACAUAAACUCUAUUUCAUAUUCAUUUAGAAGCAUAGCGAACCAAAAUGGUGUUAGAUAUUCAGACAGUACAUCAUAUUUUAAAAACUACAGCAGUUCAUAAUGUAAAACAAACCGUUUGUUUACAAAACGGACUUGACUUCCACUUUAAGCAAGUGACUUUUUUGACAACACGGACGUCGACCGGAAGUAAAAUUGACGUUUUUUACCAAUCACAGCCCUUGACCCAGUCUUCUGACGUUACUCAUGCCGUUCGUGGUGUCAAAAACGUCACUUGCUUAAGCUCACUAUGGGUAGGUCCAAGGCCGGAUUUUGGUGGAAAUAGUGGGGAGGUGGGAACAAAUUUAGGGGAGGUGCAGUAGUGAAACAGUGCAGAUUUUGCCCUUCAUUACAAUUACUACAAAGUUUCUUUCAAAACAUUGCAUUAAAAGGGUACUUGACACAGAGAUGAAUGGCUAUCACUGUUUCAAUUUUACAGAAAAACGUUCUGUGAAAAGUUGAAAAUUUUCAGGACGGAAAAUUUCUGUCGGCCAAUCGCAUUUUCCAAAUUUUUUUUGCGGUACAUAAUUGGCCUUAAUUCCCAAACUGUUGUAGGAAAAUGAGGCAAACCUACGUCAACUCCAAGAGCGUAUUCGAAGCGAGGAGAAGAAAUCCCUGCAGUCAGAUAACUUUAACAGUCUGGAUGAUUUCGGAGGUGGCGAUGAUGAUGACGAUGAUGAAGUUCUCAUUGAUACGGGUGGAAGACGACCUCCUGGAGCUAAAGCAGGUAUGGCUUGUAAAAUACUUAAUUCAUUGGCUGAGCUAAUGGACCUAUUCCCUAAUGAACAAAAUUUUGAUUUAGACAAGCGUAGACAAAGAUUUUAUCACAGCUUGAAAGAGCAUCGCAAAAUGUCCAAAAUUAGUAAUAUUCCGAAGUUUCGUUGCGAAAUGUUGUAAAAUGCGGAUAAUAUAGCCUUGCGAAGUUUGCCGUUUUUCAGUCAUUUUGUAUUACGCACGGGAAAUUGAUACCUUUUUUCAGAAAGCGGUAUCAAUUUCCCGUGCGUAAUACAAAAUGACUGAAAAACGGCAAACUUCGCAGUGCUAUAUUAUCCGCAUUUUACAACAUUUUGCAACGAAACUUCGGAAUAUUACUAAUUUUGUCAUGUUCUUUCAAAUGUUUGUCUAGACUUGUCUAGAUCAAAAUGUUGUUCAUUAGGGAAUAGGUCCAUUGAGGUCUUCAGGCGCUGGUUACACAAACAUUGGUGUUUCUUAUGAGAAUAUAUAAUCUUCUUAUCUGAGACGUAAUUUGUUUUAUGUUUUUAGAUGCACCUCGCGUGGUUGGCUCCAUGGGUGGUGGGGAUAUUUCUGACGAGGUAGUAUACCAAUUGUUGAUUUCGGUUCACUUUUCAAAGCAUAGUUCCAAAAUUUGUUGUGAAUAUUCUCAAUUACGUUUCUAAAUUUGGAAUAAUGGGGGUGGAACUUGCAUAGCCAACUUCGCCAAGUACUGAACAUAAACUCGUAAUUUUGCAGUGUUUUACCAAAUUGAAUAAAUGUAUAAAAAAAUCAAAUUCGAAAUUGCCAUCUACAAAUCCCCAACAUGUGGGCGCAAGAAUACUGCUGUUGCGGAUACCCUGUCAUUGUGACUCUUUAUAUUCUCACUGUGUAUUUUUAUUACUAUUUCUGUAGCGUAUAAAUAUGUCGUCGAAGCUAUAGUAAAUCAAUAAAAUAAAUAAAUAAAAAUUUCUGAUAUUAACAAAUGAAACGUGUAUUUUUUAAAAGCUCUUAUAAAUAAUUCGUCAAAUAUGUUGACCAUGUUAGUAAAACGUUGCAAAUUAUGAGUUUAUGUUCAAUACUUUGCCUAAUGUACUUUAGUUCAGUGAUUUGGGACAAGAAAUAUGGCAGUACACAUGUAAAAAUGAGAUAUUUCAUUUUUGGUCGUCUAAAAAGUUGAUAUUUGAUCAUAGAUACUUCUACUCUUUCACAUAUUUGACGCCUGUUUCCAUGUAUUCUAUCCCUCCAAACGAUCCCAAAACUCACUGUGAAUUUCACUGGGAAAAGGCUAAUUGUAUUUUUUUCCAUCUUAUCAUUUCAUUCAACUUUUCUACCCAGGGUGAUAGUUCGUUAUCAUCAGGUGAUAGCGAUAUUGGCGUCGAUGACGACGAGGAUAUUAUCGAUGAUGAUGAUAUUGAUGACAUCAAUAAUGUUGAGAGCGGAUCACAAGAUGGCGAGAGUUUGAAUGACAGUGAUGAUAACUUUUAAAUAUUGUAAAUCAUAAUUGUAUUUAGUAGUUCUAAGUCCUUGUUGUAUUUAGCACUGUAGGAUUGAGAACUUGUCAAAAUUAAGUCGAAAUUCUUGAUGAAAAGUUUGUGAAUGUCCCAGCGCAAUAGGGCGCGUUGAUACGUUGAACGAGAGGCCUCUGAUUUGAUUCCGGAGUACGACAUUCAGAAAUUACUUUUCAACAAGUUACAAGUAUUUCAACUUUAUUUGAAUACGAGCUGUAAUAUAGUUAUUUAUUGUACAAGUAUUUCGUUCGAGCGAUUAUAGGGGAGGGGCUUAUAGCGCAGGAUUUAGUCGCUGAAAAUUAAAGUCUUGAAAUGCGCAUCAGAGACAGAGUUAUAUAUUAACUAUAAGUAAUUUAUUGAAACGGUGUUGUGUAUAAAAUACUACUAUAACAUUGUCAUUGAAAUUAAAUUUGAAUUUUUGUCUGUGCUUUGAGUCCGUUAUUUAACUAUUAAUGCGCAAACCCCUCCCAUUGACGAGUAAAAUCGUCCGGUGUUAGAU
Paramuricea clavata is the source of this 6493-nucleotide messenger RNA. The record is from the annotation of a GenBank genome assembly. Lineage: Eukaryota; Metazoa; Cnidaria; Anthozoa; Malacalcyonacea; Plexauridae.